Molecule: messenger RNA, 7981 nt
Organism: Cercocebus atys (sooty mangabey)
Lineage: Eukaryota; Metazoa; Chordata; Mammalia; Primates; Cercopithecidae
Gene: CEP170
Product: centrosomal protein 170kDa
Exons: 19
Coding region: 980-5950 (1656 amino acids)
Cellular component (GO): centriole
Molecular function (GO): protein binding
Source: RefSeq, a predicted model, not a curated record
AGUCCUCAUGUACAGCGCCUCUAAGCUCCACAAUCCUGAGAGCCUUCCAGCUACACUACAAUUCCCAGAGACCACUGCGCACCAGGCGCUAGCUCGAACGGUUGGGCUGCCAGAGCCUGUUGCCAAGAGACAGGCUUGCAGGCCCCGCCCUUUUCCUCCAGCCCAGCCUGGUUUAGUCCCGCCUCCAUCCCACUCUUCUGCCGCCUGGACCACCCCAAAUGACAGAAAGGGUUCACUGAAGGCCUUGACGCUUCGAAAUUUGCUAAUAUGCUGCAGUUGCUCUCUAGGUUACUCAAGGACGCAGAGAGGAACCUCUGAACCCUGCUUCGGUUGCGAUAUUUUUUUAAACGGUCGAAUAAAUCCUCAAGAAAUAGAAGCUCUAAAUCCUCCAAACAGCCUAGAUUGUAAAGGCCGCCGACACUACAACUCCUAGCAUGCCCAGUAACCGGACCUCCACUUGGAGUUGGCGCUCUGCCCGCUGGGAACCGUAGUCCUUGUUGGUUGCGGUCCCACCUAACUCCGAGGUCCUCUUCAUUGUUCUAGCUGUUCUUUCGGGGCACGCCUGCGCAGUGGGCAAGCUGGAAAAACGUGUGGGUGAGACCCUCGCACAACCCCUUUUCAUUGUCUGUGUCUGGCGCCUGCGCAGUAAGGAAUCGUUGGAACUGGGCAGGAGGAGGGGAUAGGGUCCGGCUCCUCGCCCUUUCCCGAGGCGCCUGCGCACUAGGCAGCCGCUCUUUGCCGUUACCGCUAUGUGUGGGGCGUGUGUGGAAUAACGUUAUUGCCCAGCGGAGCUGAGGGCCCCGGAGCUCGACCGCAGCGGCAGCGACGACAACAGCGGCGGCGACGACGACGAGGUGGGGGGAGGACGGCGUGCGAGAGACUCACGGGACGCGACGCGCCCCGCCUCCCCCGUCCGGUCCCUCUCGCCACUGUGAGGGGAUGACGUAGCUUUGCCAAAGACUUAGAAGCUAAGCAGAAAAUGAGCUUAACAUCCUGGUUUUUGGUGAGCAGUGGAGGCACUCGCCACAGGCUGCCGCGAGAAAUGAUUUUUGUUGGAAGAGAUGACUGUGAGCUCAUGUUGCAGUCUCGUAGUGUGGAUAAGCAACAUGCUGUCAUCAACUAUGAUGCCUCUACGGAUGAACAUUUAGUGAAAGAUUUGGGCAGUCUAAAUGGGACUUUUGUGAAUGAUGUAAGGAUUCCGGAACAGACUUAUAUCACCUUGAAACUUGAAGAUAAGCUGAGAUUUGGAUAUGAUACAAAUCUUUUCACUGUAGUACAAGGAGAAAUGAGGGUCCCCGAAGAAGCUCUUAAGCAUGAGAAGUUUACCAUUCAGCUUCAGUUGUCGCAAAAAUCUUCAGAAUCAGAAUUAUCCAAAUCUGCAAGUGCCAAAAGCAUAGAUUCAAAGGGAGCAGACGCUGCCAUUGAAGUGCAGCACAAAGCUACCGAAGCACUGAAAGCCGAGGAGAAAGCCAUGGAUAUUUCUGCCAUGCCCCGUGGUACUCCAUUAUAUGGGCAACCGUCAUGGUGGGGGGAUGAUGAGGUGGAUGAAAAAAGAGCUUUCAAGACAAAUGGCAAACCUGAAGAAAAAAAUCAUGAAGCUGGAACAUCAGGGUGCAGCAUAGAUGCCAAGCAAGUUGAGGAACAAUCUGCAGCUGCAAAUGAAGAAGUACUUUUUCCUUUCUGUAGGGAACCAAGUUAUUUUGAAAUCCCUACAAAAGAAUUCCAGCAACCAUCACAAAUAACAGAAAGCACUAUUCAUGAAAUCCCAACAAAAGACACACCAAGUUCCCAUAUAACAGGUGCAGGGCAUGCUUCAUUUACCAUUGAAUUUGAUGACAGUACCCCAGGAAAGGUAACUAUUAGAGACCAUGUGACAAAGUUUACUUCUGAUCAGCGCCACAAGUCCAAGAAGUCUUCUCCUGGAACUCAAGACUUGCCGGGGAUUCAAACAGGAAUGAUGGCACCCGAAAACAAAGUCGCUGACUGGCUAGCACAAAACAACCCUCCUCAAAUGCUAUGGGAAAGAACAGAAGAGGAUUCUAAAAGCAUUAAAAGUGAUGUUCCAGUGUACUUGAAAAGGUUGAAAGGAAAUAAACAUGAUGAUGGUACGCAGAGUGAUUCAGAGAAUGCUGGGGCUCACAGGCGCUGUAGCAAACGUGCAACUCUUGAGGAACACUUAAGACGCCACCAUUCAGAACACAAAAAGCUACAGAAGGUCCAGGCUACUGAAAAGCAUCAAGACCAAGCUGUUGUAAGUCAAACUGCUUUUAUGAUUGCAUUCUUUGAUGAAGACAAUCCCAGAAAAAGAAGGUCAUAUUCUUUUACUCAAAGUGCGGGAAUCUUGUGUCAGGAAACUACAUAUUCACCACCACAUACAAAACUUGAGAAAGCAAAAUCUCCAACAGCAGAUGCCAAAGUGGUUUCUUUGUCUUUACAGACUAGCUCUGCGCAUCACAGAGGGGGGCAUGGUGUUCCACAUGGGAAAUUGUUAAAACAGAAAUCAGAGGAGCCAUCGGUGUCAAUACCCUUCCUACAAACUGCAUUGUUAAGAAGUUCAGGGAGUCUUGGGCACAGACCAAGCCAGGAGAUGGAUAAAAUGUUAAAAAAUCAAGCAACUUCUGCUACUUCUGAAAAGGAUAAUGAUGAUGACCAAAGUGACAAGGGUACUUAUACCAUUGAGUUAGAGAAUCCCAACAGUGAGGAAGUGGAAGCAAGAAAAAUGAUUGACAAGGUGUUUGGAGUAGAUGACAAUCAGGAUUAUAAUAGGCCUAUUAUCAAUGAAAAACAUAAAGAUCUAAUAAAAGAUUGGGCUCUCAGUUCCGCUGCAGCAGUAAUGGAAGAAAGAAAACCACUAACUACAUCUGGAUUUCACCACUCAGAGGAAGGCACAUCUUCAUCUGGAAGCAAACGUUGGGUUUCACAAUGGGCUAGUUUGGCUGCCAAUCAUACAAGGCAUGAUCAAGAAGAAAGGAUAAUGGAAUUUUCUGCACCUCUUCCUUUAGAGAAUGAGACAGAGAUCAGUGAGUCUGGCAUGACAGUGAGAAGUACUGGCUCUGCAACUUCCUUGGCUAGCCAGGGAGAGAGAAGGAGACGAACUCUUCCCCAGCUUCCAAAUGAAGAAAAGUCUCUUGAGAGCCACAGAGCAAAAGUUAUAACACAGAGGUCAGAGAUAGGAGAAAAACAAGACACAGAACUUCAGGAGAAAGAAGCACCUACACAGGUAUACCAGAAAGAUAAACAAGAUGCCGACAGACCCUUGAGUAAAAUGAACAGGGCAGUAAAUGGAGAGACUCUCAAAACUGGUGGAGAUAAUAAAACCCUACUUCACUUAGGCAGCUCUGCUCCUGGAAAGGAGAAAAACGAACCUGAUAAGGAAACUUCUUUGGUAAAGCAAACAUUAGCAAAACUUCAACAACAAGAACAAAGGGAGGAGGCUCAGUGGACACCUACUAAAUUGUCUUCCAAAAAUGUUUCAGGUCAGACAGAUAAAUGUAGGGAGGAACCUUUUAAACAAGAAUCACAACCUCCAGAAAAAAAUUCAGGACAUUCUACAAGCAAAGGAGACAGAGUGGCACAAAGUGAGAGCAAAAGAAGAAAAGCUGAGGAAAUUCUGAAAAGUCAGACUCCAAAGGGAGGAGACAAGAAGGAAUCCUCCAAGUCAUUAGUGCGACAAGGGAGCUUCACUAUAGAAAAACCCAGCCCAAACAUACCCAUAGAACUUAUUCCCCAUAUAAAUAAACAGACUUCCUCUACUCCUUCUUCUUUAGCAUUAACAUCUGCAAGUAGAAUACGAGAAAGAAGUGAGUCUUUAGAUCCUGAUUCUAGUAUGGACACAACCCUUAUUCUAAAAGACACAGAAGCAGUCAUGGCUUUUCUAGAAGCUAAACUACGUGAAGAUAAUAAAACUGAUGAAGGACCAGACACUCCCAGUUAUAAUAGAGACAAUUCUAUUUCACCAGAAUCUGAUGUAGAUACAGCUAGUACUAUCAGUCUGGUUACUGGAGAAACUGAAAGAAAAUCAACCCAAAAGCGAAAGAGUUUCACUAGCCUCUAUAAAGAUAGGUGUUCCACAGGUUCUCCUUCCAAAGAUGUUACAAAAUCGUCAUCUUCAGGUACUAGGGAAAAAAUGGAAAAGAAAACAAAAAGUCGUUCCACAGAUGUGGGUUCAAGAGCAGAUGGUCGUAAAUUUGUUCAAUCCAGUGGGAGAAUAAGACAGCCUUCGGUAGACCUAACCGAUGAUGAUCAAACCUCUAGUGUACCUCAUUCUGCCAUCUCUGAUAUUAUGUCAUCUGAUCAAGAAACUUACUCCUGUAAACCUCAUGGACGGACUCCACUUACCUCAGCUGAUGAGCAUGUACAUUCCAAACUGGAAGGAAGUAAAGUAACGAAAUCUAAGACUUCUCCGGUAGUAUCUGGUUCAUCCAGUAAAUCGACCACCCUUCCAAGGCCACGACCUACCAGGACUUCCCUCUUGCGCAGAGCACGACUUGGUGAAGCUUCAGACAGUGAACUUGCCGAUGCUGACAAAGCAUCUGUUGCUUCUGAAGUAUCCACAACAAGUUCUACAUCAAAACCUCCCACAGGAAGGCGUAACAUCUCUCGGAUUGAUUUAUUGGCUCAGCCUCGUAGAACACGACUUGGCUCACUGUCAGCUCGUAGUGACUCUGAAGCAACAAUUUCUAGAAGUAGUGCCUCUUCGAGGACCGCAGAAGCCAUCAUUAGAAGUGGAGCCAGAUUAGUACCAUCAGAUAAAUUUUCUCCUAGAAUUAGAGCUAAUAGUAUCUCUCGACUCUCAGACUCCAAGGUCAAAAGUAUGACCUCAGCUCAUGGCUCUGCUUCAGUAAAUUCAAGAUGGAGGCGCUUUCCUACUGAUUAUGCUUCCACCUCAGAAGAUGAAUUUGGAUCAAACCGUAAUUCCCCUAAACAUACCCGUCUACGUACUUCUCCAGCCCUGAAAACCACUCGCUUGCAGAGCGCUGGAUCAGCAAUGCCUACUAGUUCUUCAUUCAAGCACCGGAUUAAAGAGCAGGAAGACUACAUCCGAGAUUGGACUGCUCAUCGAGAAGAGAUAGCCAGGAUCAGCCAAGAUCUUGCUCUCAUUGCUCGGGAGAUCAACGAUGUAGCAGGAGAGAUAGAUUCAGUGACUUCAUCAGGCACUGCCCCUAGUACCACAGUAAGCACUGCUGCCACCACCCCUGGCUCUGCCAUAGACACUAGAGAAGAGGUAGGAGAUCUUCAUGGAGAAAUGCAUAAGUUGGUUGAUCGUGUUUUUGAUGAAAGCCUCAACUUCCGAAAGAUUCCUCCAUUAGUUCAUUCUAAAACACCAGAAGGAAACAACGGUCGAUCUGGUGAUCCAAGACCUCAAGCAGCAGAGCCUCCUGAUCACUUAACAAUUACAAGGCGGAGAACCUGGAGCAGGGAUGAAGUCAUGGGAGAUAAUCUGCUGCUGUCAUCUGUCUUUCAGUUCUCUAAGAAGAUAAGACAAUCUAUAGAUAAGACAGCUGGAAAGAUCAGAAUAUUAUUUAAAGACAAAGAUCGGAAUUGGGAUGACAUAGAAAGCAAAUUAAGAGCCGAAAGUGAAGUCCCUAUUGUGAAAACCUCAAGCAUGGAGAUUUCUUCUAUCUUACAGGAACUGAAAAGAGUAGAAAAACAGCUACAAGCAAUCAACGCUAUGAUUGAUCCUGAUGGAACUUUGGAGGCUCUGAACAACAUGGGAUUUCCCAGUGCUAUGUUGCCAUCUCCACCAAAACAGAAGUCCAGCCCUGUGAAUAACCAUAGCAGCCCGGGUCAGACACCAACACUUGGCCAACCAGAAGCUAGGGCUCUUCAUCCUGCUGCUAUUUCAGUCUCAGCUGAAUUUGAGAAUGCUGAAUCUGAGGCUGAUUUCAGUAUACAUUUCAAUAGAUUCAACCCCGAUGGGGAAGAGGAAGAUGUUACAGUACAUGAAUGACUUUCUCUUGAGUGUUGAAAAAUCAUUACCUGUGGAAUGACUAGGAAUAUUGGAAGCAGCAUAGUGUUGACGUACACAAAACAAGACAGCUUGGUCAGCUACAAUCUUGGAAUCCCUGUCUUCUUAAUUUUAUUUAUUUAUUUUUGGCUUACAAUGUAGUAUAUCAAUCCUUUCAAACCAUUUAGAUAACCACUUGAUGCACAAAUAGGAAAAAGCAGAUUGUGGCAGUGUCACCUUUUGUGGUUUUAUGAUUUUCAAAUUGAAUUUUAUGAUUACACCCUUUCCCUUCAUAGAUCUUUUUUCUUUUUUUUAAGCCAUGCUGUGACCUACAAGCAAACUAAAUAGCCAACAUUUCUGAACCCCUGUGUCUCCUGUGCCAAGCUGCUCCCUGAAAUGGACUUCUUCAUCUGUACAGAUUUGUUAAACCAUUCUAUUUGCUUCUUAAUAAUAGGAUUUAUAUUAGUACUCAUUACCAUUGGACACAAUGACAGAAGUACUCUCCACAGUAAAGCAGACCUUCCACAACAGUCACUCUGUGUCCUAAAAUUUUCCAACAUAGAUGUGAUUUAUAUAACUUUGUUGAUACAUAAAUUGUCUUGGGGUUUACGGAAAUUAACUAUUAUGUUUGCACUAAGAUUUGCUGGGAGUGGUAGGUGGACAUAUCUAUAUAUCAAUAAGGACUAACCGUCUUUUUUGUACAUAGGAGAUUGAUAAUACUGUAUUUGUUUUAACCCCACAGUGUUUUACUCCACUUUCAAAAAGAUCAAUUUGGCACUUUUUUUCAUUUUUUUAAUGGAAAUAAGAUUUGGUCUCUCGUUUUAGGUUAAAUGAUAACUAGAAAGAUUAAACUAGACAGAUAGUUUAGGUGGAGUAUAUUUUUAAAACUCAGAACAUGUAUAUUGGUCCUGUGUUACCAAGUUUAUAUGUGACAGUUGAAAAAAAAAUUCCCUUGAAAUGAUCAUGAGGUUAAAAUUUUCUUCAUUAGGGGACUUGGAGAACCAGUAGUCAUAAGAUUAGUUGAUAGUUUCACUCCCAAGCAAUGAAUUGCUUCUGUGUGUUUCCCUGUAGGACUCAAUAGUAAAUCCUGUCUGUCUUACACAUUUAUAAGGACCCUGCAAGACGACGACGACAAAGGCCUUUGGCCUGUGCUACUAAACAAGAAGCCUAUGAAAAAUUUCUUCUUUAAACUUGUUUUUUCUCUUUCCAGUAAGUUGACAUUUGGAUAACUUUUAAAAAAGAAAAGAAAAGUAAUUACCUUUGUGUUUCCAGAACACUAUAAUUGGGGUGUAUCUUAAUUCAGUUAAAUAUUAUUAGUAGACCUGGAUUUUCCCCCUUGACCCCAUCAGUCUAUUAAGGUUAAACUGCAACUUUUAUGAAAUGGUCUUUAAUAUUUCCACAAUAAUCCUGUGCUAUAUUUGUUUUAAGAAACAAAGUAACUCUAUACACUUCAAGACUUUACAGGAUUUUUAAAAUCCUGUAUUGUUGGAUCAAUUAAUAAAGAUGCAAAAAACUUCUUAUAGAGAUGUAAAAACAAAAGUAUAAUGGAUCCCCUAUUUUUCUUUAAAUUCAAAAAAAAAAAGGUAAAUGAACUAUUCUCCUUAUAAAGCUAAAUUCCCCAUUCUGUCUAAUAAAGGAAGACUGAAAAAAGGUUUUAAAGAACAUAAAUGGAAAGAUACAAAUACUUUGAAGGAAUAAACGAAACAUUAAAACAGGGUCAAUCCAUUUGAAGAAAAAGUUGGACAAAAUAAUCAGCAUUGCUCCCUCUUUUAUUUAAUAUUUGGGUACUGAUUAUAUCCACAUGGAAGUAGAAGGUAAGGAGUUUAGGAAAAUAUUAGAAUCUACUCUGCUUACAUUCUUGUUUAAGUGUUUACACAGUUUGGUUCAAUUAUAAACAUUUGGCCUUUUACUAUGUUAUUUUUAUUUUGUAUGAAUACAUUAUCCUCCUUAUUUAUUUUUGUUACAUUUAUUACUUAUGUUAUUUUGUUAUGCAUUUACAACUCCAUUUUUAAAUAAAGUGUUUCUGGAACUUUA